AGACGCCGAGUGGCCGGGGCAGGGGCGAGCGGGCUCGGGACCGGGACUCACCUGAGGGGACAGAGAGCUGACAGAGGGUCACCCGCGCACCACCAUGGGCGAUACAGAGACCAUCGUCUGCGGCAACUGCCAGCGGGCGAUAUCAGCCGCUAACCACACCGUGCACGUGAGCCACUGCCGGCGCCACCUCAGCGUGUGUGCCGAGUGCGGUGAGGCCGUGCCGCGGGACCGGCUGGAGGAGCACCGUGCCGCCGAGCACCGGCCCGUGCCGUGCCGCCUCUGCGGGCUGCAAGUGCCCGCCGGGCAGAUGGAAACGCACCAGGAGGAGCGGUGUUCGGGCCGCGCCGUCACCUGCCCCUACUGCGAGCUGAGUAUGCCACACUCGUCUCUGGAGGAGCACGAGAGCUACUGCGGCUCGCGCACUGAGCUGUGUCCCACGUGUCAGGUGCGCGUCAUGUACCGGCACUGGCCGCUGCACGUGGAGUCGGGCCACAGGCUGACCCGACCCGAGACGGACCCUGGACACACGCCCAAAGCGCGCGGAGGUCGGCGCCCCGCCGCUCCCCUCGAUGACGCGCUGGACGACGGCGGCGCGCUCGACGAUAAAAUCGCCUCCUAUGUGCGCAAACCUGUGGACGAAAUUGUGGAGGACACCAUGGAACAGUGGCGCCGGCGCAAGGACCUGCGCCGGUUCGAGGACGACUGUUUUGAACAGGCCAUGCUGAUGGCUAUUGAGCUCUCCAAGAAGACGGCCACAGAGAGUAACACGGUCGAGUGUGAGCACUGCCACCUCCGGUUCCCGGCAGACGAGCUGAGGAGACACCAGAGCUCCUGCAGCUGGGAGCAGCGCCGGCGACAGGAGUCGUCCCGCGGUCGCUCUCAGGGCUCGGCCGGCUCGGUGGGUCGUGAUUCCUCCCCGCCGCGCUGGGCGGCCCACCCGGUGGCCGAUGACCCCCCGGAGGACGCCAUCACCCUGCCCUGCGAGUUCUGCGAGCAGGCCUUCCUGGACGCCGACCUGCUGCGGCACCAGCUGCGCUGUGAGAAGAACCCCCAGCGGCUAGACCUGCCGGCGCGGCGCGCUCCCGCCCCCCGGCCCGGCGGCCUGACCAAGUCCUGGAGCGCCUCGCAGGCCGACCGGGAGCCGCGCCAGGAGCCGGAGCCGGAGCCGGCCGGCAGUAGCCGCUGGCGGCAGCCGGAGGUCGGCUCCCGCCGGCAGGAGCCGGAGUCCGGCUGGCGGCAGCGUCUCAGCGGGGACCUGGACGGAGCCCUGGCGCGGCCGGCUAUGGCCGGCGGCCGCCGCGGCUCCCGGUCCAGCGACGACCUCUUCUCGAUGGACCGGCACAGUCCGCCGCGCCGCUGGAGCGUGCUGACCGACCCGGAGCUCACGGCGCCGCCCGCCGUGCCGCAGCGCACCACCAAACACAAGAAGAAGGUCAACUUCCUCGGGGAGGACGAGUUCAUUCAUCCUGUGCCAGAACAUCCUGCCGAGGUGGCCGACGGCGAUAAAAAGAAGAAACGUAGCAAAGAAGAAAAGAAACAAAGGAAGGAGGAGAAAAAGCUCAAGAAACGUUCGUCUAAGAAGCACCGGGCACCGGAGCCUCCUGGCGAGCCUGUGAUCACCUGUGACUACUGAGGAUUGGGUGUGCCUGUCGUUGUUUGGAGUAACGUCACGUUUCGUCACGGACCUUAGUGACCUGCGAGCGGUAACCGUGUGCCGAGGGCUCGAAACCAUCGGCCUGUUAUUAAUUUGGCCGCUGCUGAAGCAUGACAUGCCAAUAAGUGGCCUAGAGCCAUGGGCUAGAACUGAUUUUGAUUUGUCGGAACUUACGACAGUGCUGACGGACUUGUGACCAAAGAAGUCUCGGCUGACCGUUUCUGUAUACUUUGUUAUAGCGCCGUGCUUGUGGUGCCGAGGCUGACGGUUUUAUUGCGCUCCUUAGGCACUUGGCGACCAGAGACCGUGGUGAGCCGGCUUAUGCAAUAUUUAUGCAUGGUCGUACGAAUAUCGACGGCCGCCGUGUAACGCACUACGACUCGUUCGUAUUGCUAGAGAUCUAACAAUCGUUUUUUUCAAGUAUUGGUAUCACAUACUUUGCAUAUCCCUCUCUCGUUGCCUACUUUUACUUUAGUUUAUUUUUAGCUCUUUUACCCUCACCCUUUUUCUAAAUGAUGUUCUGUAUUUCAUACGUUAUAUCCUAAUUAACUUUGUUUUUCAGCUAAAUAGUACCUAACCUUUAACAUAUGAAGGGUAAAAAAGUGUUGCACCCAUGGGACUUUGGCACAUACCGUGUGAUUGUGAAGCUGGCGGUAAGGCUAUCAUCGCCUUUUGUGUUUGGUGUGCUGAUCCAAAUCGCAAUCGAGAUAAUUAUCUGCAAUUUGGUUUGCUCGCAGUCGGCAGUAUAUGGGUUAUAACUUUAGAGCCUUGGUUAUAACCACGGGCGGCUAUCUAUGCGUCUGUGGUUAUACGAUAUUGUCUAAUGUAAACUGCCUUUUGUUAUUUUGUAUCUCACAUUCAUAUCGUGGAUAUCAAAUGUUCAGUCUGACUCUGAUGAAUCUGCCCCUUACAACAGGAGUAUUGACAACCCGAUUGUUACGAUAUUUGUCUAAGAUAUUAAUGACCAUGAAGUGCCGACAUGUUCUAGGAAUAUGACAGCUUCCAGCAGUGCUAAUGAAGACAUGAGUGGACAUAAAUGUUCGUACUUAGAUGAACAUGAUACGUGAUUGCAUAAUGCUUAUCUCACCUAGGUAUAUUAGGGGGUAGAAUGAGCGCCACUGAGUGAUAUACGACAGUGCAGUUGCGGCUUGGUGGAUGAAUGUUACGGCUUGGUAGGUGAAUGAGUACUUGAAAGUUCGACUUGUUUGUCAAUAAAUAAAGUGAUUAGAAAUGUCA
Messenger RNA from Amphibalanus amphitrite, 2890 nucleotides. Its product is annotated as TRAF-type zinc finger domain-containing protein 1-like. NCBI's taxonomy places the organism in Eukaryota, Metazoa, Arthropoda, Thecostraca, Balanomorpha, Balanidae. The record is from RefSeq and is a predicted model, not a curated record. The transcript has 9 exons. Bases 95 to 1633 code for a protein of 512 amino acids.